Messenger RNA from Magnolia sinica, 1911 nucleotides. Its product is annotated as carboxyl-terminal-processing peptidase 2, chloroplastic. The transcript has 13 exons. The coding region runs from base 64 to 1692 and encodes 542 amino acids. NCBI's taxonomy places the organism in Eukaryota, Viridiplantae, Streptophyta, Magnoliopsida, Magnoliales, Magnoliaceae. Gene Ontology annotation, molecular function: endopeptidase activity; protein binding; serine-type peptidase activity. The record is from RefSeq and is a predicted model, not a curated record. Gene Ontology annotation, biological process: proteolysis.
UAGGCUUUAUAUAACAUAAAAAGCGCAAAAGCGAGGAUAGAGAAGCCGAAAAGGUUGGGAGUGAUGGAGCUCCUCGCAAGCUCUCCUCCUUUUAUCUUCAACAGGAACCUCAAACCCCAUCUCCACACCCCAAAAUUCAUCAAUUCGCAGGUUCUGCUAUGGAAAUUUCGGGUCUCUAGGAUUGUAGGAGAUGGUUUCCAAAAUCGUUUAUUAUCUUUAGAGUAUGAUGUCAAUGGUGGAAGAAAAGGUUGCAAGUCCCUCAAGAUUGGUGAUGGAGCUUUUAUGUCAUGCAGUUCCUUCUUUCAACCAUUUUGGAAGCUUCAAAGCUUCACAUCUCGGUCAUGGUCGCUACUUCUUUGUACCGGCGCUACAAAGUUCAGGGAGUGCGCUACAAGUCACAAAGUACUAAAUUGGAAAGAGAGGUUCAAAAGGCACUUCUUUGUGCUUUUCUUUCAGUUGGCCAUUGGCAUGGUGCUUAUAAUGUCACUUUCUGUGGCAGUUAGCAAGACGCCAUCCUGGGCACUCACGGAAGAGAAUCUUAUUUUCUUGGAGGCAUGGAGGACAAUUGACCGUGCAUAUUUUGACAAGACUUUUAAUGGGCAAAGUUGGUUUCGGUAUCGAGAGAAUGCACUUCGCAACGAACCAAUGAACACACGAGAAGAGACAUAUAUGGCAAUAAAGAAAAUGCUUGCAACGCUUGAUGAUCCUUUCACUCGCUUUCUGGAACCAGAUAAAUUCAAGAGCUUGCGGUCUGGAACUCAGGGAUCUCUUACAGGUGUGGGAUUAUCAAUUGGCUAUCCAACAGGAAUUGAUGGUUCACCUUCAGGACUUAUUGUGAUUUCAUCUUCUCCUGGGGGGCCUGCAGAGAGGGCUGGCAUUAUGCCUGGUGAUGUUAUCUUAUCAAUUGAUAAUACAAGUACAGAGACCAUGGGGUUAUAUGAUGCAGCUGAACGCCUACAGGGUCCAGAGGGAAGCUUAGUAGAACUGGCCAUUCGCAAUGGACCUGAAAUAAAGCAGGUUUCUUUAAAGCGAGAGAGAGUUUCUCUGAACCCAGUGAAGUCAAGGCUAUGUGAGGUUCAGAGUUCGGGGAAGGACAGAUCCAGAAUUGGAUAUAUCAAACUGACGUCAUUCAACCAAAAUGCUUCCGGAGCUGUCAAGGAAGCCAUCGAAACUUUAAGAAGUGACAAUGUCAAUGCCUUUGUGUUGGACCUUCGAAAUAACAGUGGUGGAUCUUUCCCAGAAGGAAUCGAGAUCGCCAAGAUCUGGUUGGAUAAAGGUGUAAUUGUCUAUAUUUGCGAUAGUCGUGGUGUUCGAGAUAUAUACGAGACUGAUGGAAGUAAUGCAAUAGCAGCAUCAGAACCUCUGGCUGUGUUGGUAAAUAAAGGAACUGCAAGUGCGAGCGAGAUAUUAGCUGGAGCCCUGAAAGAUAACAAGCGUGCAGUGCUAUUUGGGGAGCCCACAUUUGGAAAAGGGAAGAUCCAGUCAGUUUUUGAGCUAUCUGAUGGAUCCGGCUUGGCUGUUACUGUGGCCCGGUAUGAAACCCCUGCUCACACUGACAUUGACAAGGUUGGUGUGAUCCCAGACCAUCCUCUACCAACAUCAUUUCCAUUUGAUGAAGACGAGCUCUGCAGAUGCCUCAAGGAUCCUGCUUCAUCCUGUAACCUCGGCAGUGUCAAGCUAUUUUCAAGAUGACUUGUCGGUGGCUUCAGAAGUGUAAUUGGCAUUCUUUAACAUGCAAAGCUUUGAUUGAUGCGAUUGCCAUUUGGCAUUCUUAUUUGUGUGAUUUAUGUAGUUCCGGGUGGAAGGUUCGGAUCAUGGAAUUUGUCUGGGGCAUCAACAAUUUAGGACGAUUCUUUUGUUUGUAUUAUAUUAUUUAUUCAUGGUAAUGGAAUAACUAUAUUUAAAAUUUAA